This is a messenger RNA of Solanum stenotomum, 453 nucleotides long. Its product is annotated as TMV resistance protein N-like. Gene Ontology annotation, biological process: defense response. Bases 1 to 453 code for a protein of 150 amino acids. Lineage: Eukaryota; Viridiplantae; Streptophyta; Magnoliopsida; Solanales; Solanaceae. The record is from RefSeq and is a predicted model, not a curated record. Gene Ontology annotation, molecular function: ADP binding. The transcript is spliced from 4 exons.
AUGUCCCGGGAACUUGCCUUAUCCAACCAUUCAGAAUAUCCUGAUGAAUCUGAUAUUCAUUUUUUCUUGGUACCUCUUGGUGGCUUAUGGGAUGCAUCUAAUGCAAAUGGAAAAACACCAAAUGACUAUGGCAUUAUCAGUUUAGGAUUCGGAGAAAAGAAGAAAUUUGGAGUUCGGAGCUCAUCAAUGGGUGAAGCUGAGGUGUUGAUUGUGCUUGAUGACAUUGAUGAAAGAGAUCAUUUGGAGUAUUUAGCAGGUGGUGUUGGUUGGUUUGGUAAUGGCAGCAGAGUUAUUGUAACAACUAGAAAUAGACAAUUGAUAGAGAAGGAUGCUGCAAUAUACGAAGUGCCUACACUACCUGAUGAUGAUGCUAUGCAAUUGUUCAAACAACAUGCUUUCAAAAAAGAAGUUCCAGAUCAGUGUUUUAAGAAGUUCUCGUUGGAGACCAAAUAA